Molecule: messenger RNA, 1395 nt
Organism: Olea europaea var. sylvestris
Lineage: Eukaryota; Viridiplantae; Streptophyta; Magnoliopsida; Lamiales; Oleaceae
Product: probable galacturonosyltransferase-like 4
Exons: 1
Coding region: 1-1056 (351 amino acids)
Cellular component (GO): Golgi apparatus
Molecular function (GO): glycosyltransferase activity
Source: RefSeq, a predicted model, not a curated record
AUGGCCUUUUGGAGCAUUUCUUCCUAUUUCUCACUCCUUGGCCUCCUGUCUCUCAUCCUUCUCCACCCUAUAAUCACCAUCACCACAGGAAUCCGCCUUCAUGUCAACCGAAAACCGUCCUCCACCAUCAUCCCCCCCUUCCGCGAGGCGCCGGCUUUUCGCAAUAGCAAUACAUGUAGCUCAAAUGUAAAAGAUAAUAUUCAUAUUGUCAUGCCCCUUGAUACAAAUUACAUUCGAGGUACAAUGGCAGCUGUUUUAUCCAUAUUGCAACAUUCAACUUGCCCCGAAAAUGUGUCAUUCCACUUCCUAUUGGCUCAUCUUGAGGCCGAAAUCUUUUCUUUGAUCAAAUCUACCUUCCCUUACCUUACAUUCAAAAUGUAUCGAUUUGACUCAAAUAUGGUUCGAGGAAAAAUAUCCAAGUCCAUUCGACAAGCCUUGGAUCAACCACUAAAUUACGCACGUAUUUAUAUGUCUGACAUUCUUCCUCUAGAUGUCGAACGUGUUAUAUACUUGGAUUCGGAUAUCAUUGUGGUAGAUGACAUUGCAAAGCUAUGGGGAGUUGAUUUAGGUGACAAAAUAUUGGCUGCACCAGAAUAUUGCCAUGCAAAUUUCACUAACUAUUUUACAGACACAUUUUGGUCAGAUGUAAAUUUGGCAUCGACGUUUGAAGGGCGUAGGCCGUGUUAUUUCAACACCGGCGUAAUGGUGGUGGACAUCGGCAAAUGGAGAAAAGGGGGAUAUUCGCUGAAGGUUGAAGAAUGGAUGGCAUUGCAGAAACAGAAGAGAAUAUAUCAAUUGGGGUCAUUACCACCUAUUUUGCUUGUUUUUGCAGGAAACAUUAAGGCAGUGGAUCAUAGAUGGAAUCAACAUGGAUUAGGUGGCGAUAAUUUUGAAGGCAAUUGUAGAAAGCUUCAUCCUGGACCAAUUAGCCUACUACAUUGGAGUGGCAAGGGUAAACCAUGGUUAAGAUUGGACUCGAGGAAGCCGUGCACGGUCGACUAUUUGUGGGCUCCAUACGAUCUCUAUCGUUCUUCUAGAGUUGCAUUGGAAGAAUGAUCAAAGGAUAAACAGAAGUAUGGAAAACUGUCCAAAGAAACCUGCUUAUUACCCGUUUUAAAGAUAAGACUCGGGAUAAGUCAUUUCCUUGCAUUGAAUGAAAUGGCUUACACAAAUUGGGAAUGCAAGGAAUGAAUUGUGCUUUUUUGAAGAAGACUAAUGCACAAUUUAGGUAUAGCAUAGAUUGAUUUUUCUCCUUUUUUGUUAGGUUGUCUUCUUGUAUUAAAAUGUAUAUUGUGACAGUAUGUAUCAACAUCAAGUUUUAGAGCCGACGUACGCGAUCCGAGAUGGCUGUACAUUUUGAGUCUAUAUACAGAGCCAAGAGUACCAUUAUGUUGU